This is a messenger RNA of Stylophora pistillata, 1520 nucleotides long. RefSeq names its product adrenocorticotropic hormone receptor-like. The record is from RefSeq and is a predicted model, not a curated record. Gene Ontology annotation, molecular function: G protein-coupled receptor activity. Gene Ontology annotation, biological process: G protein-coupled receptor signaling pathway. Gene Ontology annotation, cellular component: plasma membrane. Lineage: Eukaryota; Metazoa; Cnidaria; Anthozoa; Scleractinia; Pocilloporidae.
CCUUGAUCAUGAAGAACGUAAUUGAGGUCGACUGCUCUGCCGAUCAAAGCCAGACGUGAGAGAUUCUAGCCAAGAAACCAAUUAUCUUGACGCGGUAGUCACUCAUCUGUGAAAUUACAACCACACAGAUAAACUUCAAGGUAAUUCUGUGGUUUCCAAGUAGCUGUUGAAACUGAAUGGCCAACAGGAUCAGCAACACUACCCUUAACACCUCUGGCCAAGAGGACCUGAUGCUUGUUCCUCUCUCUCAUUGUAUACCAUGGCUCGUUGUUUUUAUCACUGAAUGUCUGGCCAUAGUUAUCCUUAAUAUCAUUGCUGUUAUCGUAUUCAUGAAGCAGCGAAAGCUACAGCGCCAGAGUACAUAUUUAAUUAUCCAUCUGGCGAUCGUCGAUUUGUUAGUUGGCGCAAUCAGUGGGCCUCUACGAAUCGAACUUAAAAUGGCUACAUUUUGCAAUCUAUGGAGGAACAAUUGGAUGGUUCAAUGGUCAAUUCGCGUGAAAAUCACACUCGGCAUCUUUCCGAUUGUUUCCCUGUUGAGCCUUGCGGUUAUUUCUUUAGAACGACUACGUGCAACGUUUUGUCCAGUCAGGCAUCGUCAAACUAAAAAAUGGGUUUAUAUCAUAAUUGUAACUAUCAUUUGGUUAUUAACCACAGGUAUACUGGCGACGGAACAAAUCUUCAUUCCCGAUCCCUUGAUUCCGGAAAUUGCUUACUUGUCAUAUUUCUUUAUGUCUCUCUUUGUUAUUCUAGUUUCUUAUCUCUGUUUAUAUGUCAAAGUUCGUUGCGGUCGUCAUCCACAACACCAUGGUGCCGCCGGACAGAGGGAGAGGAGACUAACCAAUACCUUGUUUGUUGUUACUCUUGGAUCUCUGGUAACUUGGCUUCCUCUCAUAAUACACCAAAGCCUAGUAAUUGCUUCAUACACCGGGGAAUCAAGUCAGUUUCCUCUAUCCAAGAUAGCGCGUUUUCAUGUUCAUAUUUCAGUGCAAAUCAUCUACUUUGUCAACUCUUUGAUUAAUCCCAUAGUCUACGCCCUGCGGUUGCCUGAAUUAAGAGCUGGCAUAUCACAAAUAUUUAGAUUUAAUCGAAAAGGUUCAAAUUUCCUUAAUUUACCCCUUCGAAAUCCCCUAUCUAGAAAAGAAACAGAAGAAACAGCAGCAUAGAUUCCCUAUUUAACAAGAAAAAAGUAAAAAAUAUCAUUCGUAGAACAAAAUAACAAACACAACAAUAGCAUUUGGCUUGAGUCUUUAUCAACACGUAAAUAUGUAGAUAUACUUUUACUUUAAUAGGGGUUCCAGAUUUGUUUCUUUUGAUAUAUUUUCUUCGUUAUUUGCUUACGGAUGUAUAAAUGAUAAUUAACUAUAUGCCUACUUCUAUGGGUCGCAAAAUUUAUAUAUAUUACUGGGUUUUUUUUUUUUUAAAAUCCUUUUGUAACUGACGAAGAUGUGAGAUAAGUCGAAACAUAAUUUGUACAUUGUUAAGAAUCGAGAUCUCAUCAACAAUGUAAAAGGAACGAUCCA